CUCCCAUUCUCCCUUACCCACACCUUUCCUUCCUACUCGGCAUUGGUGAACCUCAGACAUCAUGGCCCCCUCGUCGAUCCCCCUUCAAGAGUCCAAGGACCAGCCUGACUACAACAACGAGGCAGUUUUCCGUCGCAACUGUCUCCCUCACAGGACCUACCACAUCCCCGAGACGUCACUCUGCCUCAAUGGCGUCUGGGACUUCAACUACGUCUCGACGCCGCUCGAGGCUCCCGAGCCCAAGGACGAGGCCGAAUGGGCCCCCAUCAACGUCCCCGGCCACUGGCAGCUGCAGGGCUAUGGCCGCCCUCACUACACCAACGUGCAGUACCCAAUCCCCGUCUGCCCACCGCACGUGCCUACAGAGAACCCCACGGGAAGCUACCGUAGGCAGUUCCAAGUCCCGCCCUCGUGGGACGCCAGCCAGCAGCUGGUUCUGCGGUUUGAGGGUGUCGACAGCUCCUACCACGUCUUUGUCAACGGGGUCCUGGUGGGCUACGCGCAGGGUGCGAGGAACGCUGCCGAGUACGACAUAACUGAGCACGUCAACCGUGACGGGCCCAAUGAGGUUUUCGUCAGGGUCUACCAAUGGUCCGACGGUUCUUAUAUUGAGGACCAGGACCAGUGGUGGCUCUCAGGAAUCUUUCGAGAUGUGCACUUGAUCGCCUUCCCCACCGAUUGCCGCAUCCGCGACUGGUUCAUCCUUACCGAUCUUGAUGACGAGUACAAGAAUGCCAAGCUUUUGGCGAAUGCAGAGGUCAUCAGCAAGUCCAAGGGAACUCUGAAGCUUACGUUGCAAGAACUGGCCAAGAAUGGCGGCACAAUCAUCGGCGAGACCGAAGUAGAGGUCAGCUCAGACGGAGAGAGCCCCGAGAUCGUUAUACCAGUCUCAGACCCGAAGAAGUGGACGGCCGAGACACCCAACUUAUACCGCGUCUCCCUCACAUUAAGCUCGGGCUCGGCCAAACCCUACACAGUCAGCCAGAACAUCGGCUUCCGCAAAGUCGAGCUUAAGAAGGGCCUCAUGUGCGUCAAUGGAAAGCCCAUCAAGCUGCGGGGUGCCAACCGCCAUGACCACCACCCAAGGCUUGGACGUGCCGUACCCCACGAGUACGUGCGCCGUGACCUCCUCCUCAUGAAGACCCACAACAUCAACGCUCUCCGCUGCAGCCACUACCCACCUCACCCCAAGCUCUUCGAUCUUGCCGACGAGCUUGGCCUGUGGGUCAUGGAUGAGGCGGACCUCGAGUGCCACGGUUUCUACGACGCCAUUGCCCGGCCUCAAGACAUUCCCGAGGAACGGGACUACGAAGAGCGCAAGGCAUUGGUUUUCCCCAAGGCCGCCAAGUACACCUCCGACAAGGAGUCCUGGAAGGCAGCGUAUGUCGAUCGCAUGGAGAGCAUGGUGAUGCGUGAUCGCAACCACCCUAGUAUCAUCAUGUGGUCCCUCGGAAACGAGGCCUUCUACGGCCAGAACCACGUCGCCAUGUACGAAUACGCCAAGAAGGUCGACCCUGGCCGCCUGGUGCACUACGAGGGUGACAUCCAUGCCAAGUCGGCAGACAUGUACUCGUACAUGUACCCGCCCGUCUCUAGGCUCAUCGAGCUGGCCAAGACUGAGGGCGUGGACAAGGAUGGCAACUUCGAGAAGCCCAUCGUGCUGUGCGAAUACGCCCACGCCAUGGGUAACGGACCCGGCUGGCUGGAAGAGUACGAGGACGCCUUCCGGACGUACCCGCGUCUUCAGGGAGGUUUCAUCUGGGAGUGGGCCAACCACGGUAUUUGGAAGGAGGAGACUGGCCAGGACGGGAAGAAGAAGGCAUUCUACGGAUACGGUGGUGACUUUGACGACUUCCCCAACGAUGGAAACUUUGUCAUGGACGGUCUUUGCUUUUCGGACCACACCCCUACGCCUGGCCUGACUGAGCUGAAGAAAGUUGUCCAGCCCGUGAAGUUUAGCUUCAAGGAUGGCAGGCUGAGCCUCCAAAACCUGUACAACUUUGUCGACCUGAGCCAUCUGGUGGCUCAUUACAAGGUUGAGGAGUUUGGUAACGAAACUACUCUGGUCGACGCUGGCGAGUUCAAUAUCCCUUCGACCGGACCGGGUGCGACAACCGAGGUUACCCUCCCUGCAGCAGUCAACCACAAGGGCCAAGGCGAGACUGUUCUGACGGUCACUCUUCGUCUGCGGACUAGCACACCAUGGGCCGAGGCCGGUCACGAGAUUGCAUGGCACCAAGAGGUGCUCUCACAAUCCAAGACCGAGGCAUCUACUGCCAGCAGCUACCAACUGGCUUCCAAGAUCGACGUCAAGACUUCGGGUGCCAAGCUGACGCUCUCAGGAGCCGACUGGUCGUUUGAGUUCGACAGGGCGCGCGGCUACCUCAAGAGCUGGGUCUCGGGUACAACCACAUUGCUGUCUGCCGAGUCGAAGAGUAGUGCGGCAUUGAUCCCAGGCUUUUGGCGCCCACCUACUGACAACGAUCGCCCGGCCUCGCUGCCUUACUGGAAGCGUUUUGGUGUGGACGACCUGACAUCGCAGCUCCGGGGCUUCGAUGUAGCCGAUGGUGAGAACGGUAGCGUGCGCAUUACCAGCAAGACUUUCCUGUCCCCACCUGUUCUCGCUUGGGGCUGGGAGUCGACAAUUACCUACGUCAUCUCGGCUAUCGGCAACCUUGGUGUCGAGGUCAAGCUGGUACCGACGGGCUUCUUCCCCAAGCACGUACCACGCGUGGGGCUGGACGUGAACGCCUCGCGGGCUUUCGACGACGUCCGCUGGCUUGGACUGGGCCCCGGCGAAAGCUACCCAGACAAGCAGGCAUCGCAGCGCGUGGGGAUCUGGCACCACGCCGACGACGGAGUCGCGGCCCUCCACACAGAAUACGAACGGCCGCAGGAAGGCGGAAACCGCAUGGGAACUCGCUGGCUCGAGUUGCUCCUCAAGGACGGCCAGGGCCGCGGCAUCCGGGCACGCUCGACGGCCGACCCGCACUUCAGCUUCGCAGCUCGUCGCUACACUGACCGCAACGUCGAGGAUGCCAAGCACCCGUGCGACCUGGUCGAGGUCGACGCGACACUGCUGCGCCUAGAUGCAAAGGUCGCGGGCGUCGGUACCGCUGCGUGCGGGCCCGGCGUGCGCGAGGACCUCCUCGUCAAGACUGAGGAAGUGUCGUUUGGUUUUGAGAUUGAGAGGGUGGGGGCAUAAUUGCCGUUGCGUGAGCGUUUAUCUAAGCUCGAGGUAGUUAGUUGUCAAUUUUGGGAAAGCUUCUGGAGCGAGUUUGGAAGGAAGAAAAGUCUCCGGGUUGGCUUAUCAUGGGUGACUAGGUGGGAUUAUUGGAUUUCGGUCUUGGAAGGACUUCGGAGGUUGUCCCAAAUGCAUCUCUACCAAUGACACAAUUGAUUCAUGCCUAUUUAUCUAAUGCUUGUUAGGCAGGUAGUGUGAGACGAGUCAAUAUUGCGUGAUGUCGACGAGGCAAGAGGGAAGCUUCGGAGCAUUUCGUGUGAUUUUGCUUUUG
Messenger RNA from Pyricularia grisea, 3515 nucleotides. RefSeq lists its product as uncharacterized. Bases 62 to 3205 code for a protein of 1047 amino acids. Gene Ontology annotation, cellular component: beta-galactosidase complex. NCBI's taxonomy places the organism in Eukaryota, Fungi, Ascomycota, Sordariomycetes, Magnaporthales, Pyriculariaceae. Gene Ontology annotation, molecular function: carbohydrate binding; beta-galactosidase activity. Gene Ontology annotation, biological process: lactose catabolic process. The transcript is spliced from 3 exons. The record is from RefSeq and is a predicted model, not a curated record.